UGACAAUGAAAGUAACACAGGGAUCAGAAUGGCGGCCAAUCCCUCACUAUCCCCCCACCACCGGUUCAUACUACGAGAAUGUCACUCUGUCUCUAUCGCACCCGGGCAGUCCACGCACGCGCAUCAAGACUAUCUUGCCAAAUAUGGAAAAUAAUAGGUGCGAGUACAGUUUGGAGUUGAUUGAGAACAGACUACCAUGCUAAGUGAAUUCAGCAGACCUGACAACCACACCCACAAAUUUCCCAAUGGUGAUUCAGAGAGGGAGAUGAAAGUUCCUACAAAUGACAUUCGAGAGAAUGGCUUCCACAAGAGUGCAAAUGGUGAUGCAUCGCCUGAAUUCACCAGUAACGGUCACCAAAGUCCUCAAGACAUGAAUGAUAUUGAUGCCAGUAAUAAACCAAAGUCGAGAACAGAAAAACUUGCCGAAUCCAAGUAUCAGUUUCUAGGAUUUGAUCCGAGGAAAGACGACGAGUUACCAAAGUCAAACAAACUUGCAACUAGGAGGAAUUUCUCCAGCAGUGCGUCUUCGCUAGUCACUAGCUCAUCUGAUUGUCCGCCGGUGCAAAAAUUGAUAACUGACUCGGUGAGAAUUGUCGAUACUCAGUCCAAGUCGGACGGAUCAAAUCGUGUGAAGAGCUUGGAUUCUCGUCCUUCCUGGACCAAUCCCACGUUGGACAUUGGCAUUUAUUCCACUCUCCCCAGAAGAAAUGGAGAAUACACAGCUGAGCAGUUACUGUCUCAGCUGGACGCCAUUGUCAAAUCGACGGAGAAGAGUCCAGUUGUGCUGGAAAGAGGUAAAUUCAUCCUACCUCUGCCUGAGUCUGAGAAGAAAUCUGAAUGCAGAAACGAUUUGCUCGCCAGUUUGACGCAGUUGAAGGCGAAAAUCACAGACAUAGAACAGCAGCAAGAGGAACUCAUGAGAGAGGCAGAAAUAGAGCAGGCACUUCUGGGAGGAGAAUGGCGGGCGCAGAAUGAGAAGCUGUCGGCUGAUGAGAACAAGCUGGCUGCUCUGCGAGAGAAGGUGCACAACUGCGACAAGGAGAUGGAGAUCUGCGCCGCCAAGCAGGCCGAACGGCAGGCUCACAGUCGCAAAGUACUCGAACAGCAACAGGCCAUCUUGAAUAC
Nilaparvata lugens (brown planthopper) is the source of this 1125-nucleotide messenger RNA. RefSeq lists its product as uncharacterized. The record is from RefSeq and is a predicted model, not a curated record. NCBI's taxonomy places the organism in Eukaryota, Metazoa, Arthropoda, Insecta, Hemiptera, Delphacidae. The annotation marks the transcript as partial. The transcript is spliced from 3 exons.